AUGGGCUCUCUGUGCUGGGGUACCGGCCCGUUCCCAGGCGGGGAGCCGGAGCCCGAGCCUGGGGGCGGCCGCUCUGAGGCCGCAGCUGCUGCUGCUGCCGCCGGGGAGGGUACAUCGGGCGGCCCCGGGAACAGGCAGCACUGCCGCCCCCAGGAGGAGAGGGUACAGGCGGCCAGCUGCAGCACGGAGAGCCGGCACCGACAGGCGGAGGCUGCGGGGGAGAGCAGGCUGCUGGAGACAGGCGAAGACAUCGCCCUUAAAUACAUCCGGCCGGAUGAGUGUGUGAGAUACAUGAGAGUGUGUGUGGAUCCAGCUAUUCUGGAAGAUGUUGGCGCAUAUAUUCUGCUUGAUGUUCUCAACUCGCUUGAAUCUGAAUAUAGCAGAACUUCCUGA
This is a messenger RNA of Hemiscyllium ocellatum (epaulette shark), 393 nucleotides long. RefSeq names its product probable crossover junction endonuclease EME2. The coding region runs from base 1 to 393 and encodes 130 amino acids. The record is from RefSeq and is a predicted model, not a curated record. Lineage: Eukaryota; Metazoa; Chordata; Chondrichthyes; Orectolobiformes; Hemiscylliidae. The transcript is spliced from 3 exons.